AUGGACAGAACUUUAUGGAAGAAUUCAAUAAUUUCAUACGCCGGGUGGUUUACUAACUCAUUACGCCGACGAAGAUCCAUAUUAUUUGGACUUAUACUCAGCAUACUUCUUUUUGUAGUAUGCGUACAAUACAACGCGUCUAAUGAUAUAGGUAUCCAAAACAUCCAAAACACUUUAGUAAUGUCUGAGUCUGAUGCUGAUGAACAACCCUUGAAUAAACAUCAACCACCAGCGCCAAUUUCGGGUACAGUUAGAAAAAUGAAAAAAGAAGAAGAUGUUAAUUUCAUUGAAGAACUGCAGGAGCCAGCCCGUAAAAGCCGCCGGAUUCAAAUCAAUGAACCUCAACAAUCACUACCGUAUGUGCCUCCUCAGCGAUUAGUGCAUAUCGAUUUCAAAGGAGCACCGCCCAAACUGAGUUACCUUCAAAAACUUUUCCCUUUAAUAAAAAGAUUCGGUGGUACUGGUCUUUUGCUCGAAUGGGAAGACAUGUUUCCUUGGAGUGGAAGUCUAUCUCCAAUAGCUGCCGGAAACGCGUAUUCAAAAGCAGAAAUUAGAGAAAUAUUAAAAAUGGCAGCUAUGAACGGACUGGAAGUAAUCCCGCUAAUACAAACGUUUGGUCACGUGGAGUUUGCAUUGAAACUACCGGAUUUCGCCCACCUAAGAGAAGUCCAAGAGUCACCACAAGCACUCUGCCCAUCGUACAACGCUUCGAUGAAGUUUGUCGAACAAAUGGUUGACCAAAUCCUCGAGAUUCACGGGAAUGUUAACUACUUGCAUAUUGGCUGUGACGAAGUGUUCCACAUGGGAGAAUGUUUCAGGUGCAGGGCGAAAGCCAGAGAAGAUUUGUUCUUGUCACAUGUCAAACAAGUGGCUACGUAUGUACGCACAAAAUCCCCAAACACAAUUCCUAUUAUAUGGGACGACAUGCUAAGACAUUUACCUGUGGCCACAAUGCAGCUAUACGACAUUGGGAAAUUAGUGGAGCCGAUGGUGUGGGUGUACGCUGAAGACGUGUAUAGAUUUGUGAUGCAAAGUGUUUGGGAAAAGUAUCAAAUUGUAUUCCCGAAUGCGUGGACAGCUAGUGCUUUCAAAGGGGCAUUUGGAGAAACUCUAUACAUUCCAAACGUUAAGAGACAUUUAGAAAACAAUUUAAAUUGGUUACAAUUGAUGUCCAACGAAAAUAGUCGGUUUACGGGUGGUUUCAAAGGAAUCGUCAUAACUGGUUGGCAGAGGUAUGAUCAUUUUGCUGUCCUAUGCGAGGUCCUACCGUCAUCCAUACCAUCGAUGGUCGUUAAUCUUUUGGCAACUACAAAUGGCUAUAUGAACCAGUCGCUGCAAACCGAUUUGAACGAAGGACUCAACUGUGGUAUUUUUGGCCACAACAACGAAUAUGACGGAGAUUUCUUAAACUUAAAUAACGAUCCUCAUCUUUGGGAUCAGUUUUCGAGAUGCACAUUUCCUGGGAAUACAUUUUUCAGGUUGCUGUACAGAUUACAUACAAUUGAAAUAGACUACAAUGAUUUUAUAUUGGUGACCACAAAGAAUCGUGGAUGGAUGACUAGCUACAACGUAGAACAUGAAUUUUCAUCUCCACUUCGUGUCGACGAACUCAUGAAUGAUCAUUCUCGUAUAUACCGAUCGCUUUUAUCGAUGGUUAGACCUUUUCAGGAAUCUAUGACUGGGAUCUUUGAUAAAUAUACCAUAUCCGAAUGGAUAGAACAAAGAGUUUAUCCAAUGAUUAAAGAACUGGAAAAAAUACACAAUGAGGCACGUGACUUAAAAGCAAAAAAGACAUGGCCUAAAAGGCCACUUCCUAUGUUGAAAGAAUUAUUAAGGAUUGGAGUUACUGAACGUGAACUUUCUACACCAUCCAACGAAGGGACGUAA
This is a messenger RNA of Macrosiphum euphorbiae (potato aphid), 1887 nucleotides long. Lineage: Eukaryota; Metazoa; Arthropoda; Insecta; Hemiptera; Aphididae. The record is from the annotation of a GenBank genome assembly.